This is a messenger RNA of Striga asiatica, 744 nucleotides long. Lineage: Eukaryota; Viridiplantae; Streptophyta; Magnoliopsida; Lamiales; Orobanchaceae. The record is from the annotation of a GenBank genome assembly.
AUGAAAGAACAUAGUGGAACCUCCAGUCGUUGGGCGGCGAACAAGCGUGGUCGCGAAGCAACGAAGAGGACGUUUACGCUGAGUAGCGUAGGAGCUGGGUUAACGAACCGAAGUGAGGGACUGAUCGAAGCUACUGAAGCGAAGAGAAGCCGCCAGCUCCUUCAUAGCUAUCUUAUAGUCAUGAGCGCCGAUAGGCUACUUUUAGUCGCCCCUACUCUCAUCAGCAUGACGCGGGUUGGGUUAGGGGAACAGCCGAGCGAUUGCCUUCGCGGAUCAAACGCGCUCACAAGGCGCACGACAGCAGAGGGAGGUCUCGGAACGAACGAAGCGGACUGCAAACAACCAACGGCGAAAGCAAGAGAUUUGAGCUGGAUAAAAAGUAUCAGCCACGAGACAAACUCAAUCAAUGGGAGAUUCUCCCGUGGAUUCCUAAUAGGUUCCCGCCGUAAGGAUGUUGAAGAUUGGUGGUACCGGCGUUCUCCAGGAAACUACCAAGGGGCGACGGCUCGCUCUUCGUCCGUCUUGAUCGGUGAUGACAUCCUCACCAGCCAGCGGGGAAAUAUCGGGUCAAGACCUGAGCUAGGGCAGCUACGAGGUUCCCGCUCCAAUGCCUGGAGCGGCAGCGGAAGCAGAACAGAACCCUCCUUUCUUUUGAUUGGGAGGGACGACCUCUCUCUCCUUGAGAGGAAAGUUCUCUACAAAAGGCCCACGCGGUUUCAUAAUCGGACGGAGAUGUGCCGCUGA